AUGAAGCUCCGGCUGCUGCUGCUGUGUGUGCUGCUCGCCCUGCUCUUCGUCUCCUGUGAGAUGAAGAAGGAAAAGCACAAACAUCGUCACGGCCCUGGUCAUCGCCACAGUGGUGCACAUCACGGCAGAGGGCGGUUCGAUGCGAUCGUCGCUGAUGAAUUUUUCCAGAUACUUAUAGGAGGCGGUGAUGAUGAAGAUGAUGAAGACAGCAGCAGUGACUGGCUUUAUGAUCUCCAGGAACCAGAAGGUCUCUGCAACCCCAACCCGUGCCGCAAUAAUGGAGUUUGUAAAGAAAAGGAAAAAGGCAAAAGGAAGUUUAAAUGUGACUGUCCCAAACCAUUUAAGGGCAAGAAAUGUGAACAAGGUCCCAGACGCUGUAUAAAAGGCAGAUGUGGUCGUGGAGAAUGCGUGGUGACCUCCAGACCUCCGUACUACGAGUGCAAAUGCAAAAAGCCGUUCUUGCCUCCAAACUGUGUACAGUAUUCUAUUUGUGACCCAAAUCCUUGCCAGAAUGGGGGGACAUGUGUGAGGGAUGGCAAUGACUUCAACUGUGCCUGUUCCAAAGGGUUCAGUGGACGCUAUUGCAAAGUCGGUCCAAAUGACUGCUACACGGGGGACGGUGAGUCGUACAGGGGUAAUGUGAGUGAGACGGACAAUGGGAAGGACUGCCUCUUCUGGAACUCCCACUUCCUCCUGGACUCUGGCACCGACCCCUUCGACACCGAUGAGAACGAGGACGGACUGGGACCCCACAACUUCUGCAGAAAUCCUGAUGGAUCUCAAAUGCCCUGGUGCUUCUUCAGAAGAGGCCGCAGACUCUUGUGGGACUAUUGUGACGUCCGACGCUGUGAUGAUCCAACGGAUGAACCAGCUACAGUUGAACCUACAGACCAGCCGGCUCCAACCAAACCGGCUCCUCCUACCCCUGACCCAACACAGCCCCCCUCUCCCACCAACCCUGCCCCUACCAUUGGCCAGAGUACCACAUCUUCUAUUAUGCUGCCUUCCAUUGCCCCCACAGCAGACCAGACCACUGCUUACACCGCUAUGCCCCCCUCCAUCACCCCCAGCACAGACAACACCACGGACGCACAGUUCAAGACAUGCGGACAGCCACAGCCCAAGAAACCCAUCACUCGUAUUUUCGGGGGUCUCAAAGUAACCCCUGGUGCUAUUCCGUGGCAAGCGUCAAUACAAGUGAGACCUCAGAACUCCAACCUGCCCUUCAGACACACCUGUGGAGGAGUGCUGAUCGAGAGCUGCUGGGUGCUCACCGCUGGACACUGCAUUCAAACGAAUAGGGACAUGCAGGUGGUUUUGGGAAGCCAGGACCUCUCAUCAGAAGAACCCACUGAGCAGGAACUAACUGUGGUGGAGACGAUUCGACAUGAAAACUAUAAUGAAAAGUCAUAUGCUGUUUACAAUGACAUAGCUCUGCUGCGACUGCAAGGUCAAAAUGGUCAAUGCGCCAAGGAGUCCCAGUUUGUGAAGAAGGUCUGUCUCCCAGAUGCCGCUCUGCCUGAUGGGACAGAGUGCACUAUUUCUGGAUGGGGGGCCACUGAGAACUCUUCUUAUGGCUCCCAGCACCUGCUCGAGGCCAAAGUGCUGCUGAUUAACAAAGAAAGAUGCUCUCGUCCAGAAAUCUACGGCAAUACUUUGGACAUGGGCAUGCUGUGUGCGGGACACCUGCAGGGAGGCGUGGACUCCUGCCAGGGUGACUCGGGCGGGCCGCUGACUUGCGAACAGGACACCGCUCAUGUUGUUUAUGGGCUGGUGUCUUGGGGAGAUCAGUGCGGGAAGAAGAACAAACCUGGAGUCUACACCCGUGUUUCAAACUACCUGGACUGGAUCCGGUCUAAGGUCAUGGCUCCGGCUGCAUAA
Knipowitschia caucasica is the source of this 1881-nucleotide messenger RNA. The record is from the annotation of a GenBank genome assembly. Lineage: Eukaryota; Metazoa; Chordata; Actinopteri; Gobiiformes; Gobiidae.